UGACGUUUUUGGAGGAAAUGCAGAGGUGACUUGAAUAUCAAUAGGACGACGACAUCACCAUGCAUCUGUCAGGCGCAUUAUAGCAGUAAUGUCUAUAAAUGGUCUCCAUUUUUUGGUUGAUCCUGUAGCUGAAGAUGUCAAGGUCGUUUGUCAUCUCCUCACAUAUCUGCAGAAUGUCAAGGACAACAAUCUCCACAGCAAUGAUGAGUUUCUGGCUGCCACACACAGCUUUUUGCAGUGUAUGGACCAAUACUAUGGUGCAACAAGAGCACACAAUGUUUCAAACUGGAUGUUGUUCCUCCGUCAACUCCUGACAAUAACAUCAGAAACGGUCUAUAUAAGGUUGUCCUGCAAAGUGUGUGAGGUUGCCCUGGAAACCUCUGUGACAGUGCCAUGCAGAAUUAGAACAAAUCUGAACAAUUUAGUGCUACGUUUGAAUAAUAUAUGUGGAAUUGUUAGUCUUUUACAAAAGGAAGCUUCAGAAAUCUGUGAUAACCAAAGAAGGGGGUCGGAAAAUGGUCACCAGCCUGUGGCGUUAUGGGAUGAGGAUAUGAUGGCUUUGGUGAUGCAGUCCAGACAGGUACAGGAUAUGUUACAAGGCUGUGAAGUUCUUAUGUCACCUGUGGUGAAAGCUGUUGAAGCAAAAGCUGAAAAAGACAAGCGGUUCUUCAACACAUUGUCUUUCUCCAUUGGUGCAGCAUGCUUAGGUAAUUUUGCCUGGAAUGUAUGGCAGGGAAGGUCCACAGAGCAGCUGAUAUCUACUGGUAUGUGGUCAAUAUGUACGGGUUUCUCGGCUGCUGUCCUCCAAAUUCCACGAGUACGUCUCUCUGAUAUCACAACACAGCUACAGCAACAUCGCAAGGCUCGCGAGAAAGUGAAAGAAGUCACUCACUGCUGGAUGGAAACAGAUAAUUUUUCAUAUGCCAAACUUGUCCGUCCUCCUGCUAAGCAGGGGAAUAGUGAUACUGGGUUUUUGAUUGGGAAGGCUGUUGCUGUGAAGACAAAUUGUAGAUGAUAUGUUGUAAGGUAGUAACCAUACUUUAAUCCUAAUUACUGAGUCAGUGUUUGGACAAUGUGGCUGUAUUAUAUUGAAGGCAUUCUGUAUUCAGAUUUUAAUUUCUUAGUGAACUGUGCCUUG
Messenger RNA from Saccostrea echinata, 1138 nucleotides. RefSeq lists its product as uncharacterized. The transcript has 3 exons. The record is from RefSeq and is a predicted model, not a curated record. Bases 89 to 1015 code for a protein of 308 amino acids. Lineage: Eukaryota; Metazoa; Mollusca; Bivalvia; Ostreida; Ostreidae.